AUGAUGGGGGGUGGAAUGGGUGGCGCCAGCAAAAAAGGUGCUGAUGAUGCGGCAGGUCCCCCAAAGAAGGCUCCAGGUGGUGGUGGUGGUGGUGGACCUCCCGGCGGUGGUGGUGCAUCCUCCGGCGGUGGCGGUGUAUCUUCCAGUGGUGGUGCAUCUUCCGGUGGUGUUGGUGCAUCUUCCGGCGGUGGUGGUGCAUCUUCCGGCGGUGUGGUUCCAGGGAGCGGUGAGGUGGCAGGCGGGGGGUGCGGAAAGUAUGCAAUUGUCAGUGCCAGAGGAACAGGCGAGAAGCAAAAGAAUCCUACGGGAUAUGCUGGCUUUAUCAAGGGUCUCAUGAAGCAAGUACCAGGAGGAGCCAAUUAUGAAGUUGUCUAUCCAGCCACAACCGAUUAUUUGAACGGACCGAAGCAAGGUGCAACUGAUGCGAUGAAAUAUAUCCAGGGACGGAAAACAAAUUGUCCUUCUCAGAAACUAGUUUUGCUCGGAUAUUCAGAGGGUGCAAUGGUAGUAGUUCAAUUGUUGGCCAAGCAAGAUUUUCCAGCAGAAUCUGUCUCUUCAGUAAUCAUGUAUGGUAAUCCUUAUUGGCAAGCAGGAAAAGCUUGGAAUUUCGGAACAGCUAAAUCUGGAAAAGGUGUCGCCUCCGCCACUGGAAUUAAGCUUCCUCCCGCUUUCGGACCAAGAACGCAAGAUAUCUGCUUGAAUGGUGAUAUUGUCUGCACCGGUUCUGGUGGAAUGGGAGCACAUCUCAAAUAUCCUGGAACUUCUUAUGAGAAAGAUGCAGUCACAUUCUCCGCUAAAAUGCUUGGUGGAGCUAGUCCACCCGCGGCUGGUGCAUCGGAUGUUGGAGGUGCCAGCUCGAGCAAAGUUCCUGGUGAGGGCAACGCUAUGGGUGGCAUGAAGAUGGGUGGCAUGAAGAUGGGUGGCAUGAGGCGAUGA
Molecule: messenger RNA, 936 nt
Organism: Melampsora larici-populina 98AG31
Lineage: Eukaryota; Fungi; Basidiomycota; Pucciniomycetes; Pucciniales; Melampsoraceae
Product: family 5 carbohydrate esterase
Exons: 3
Coding region: 1-936 (311 amino acids)
Molecular function (GO): hydrolase activity
Source: RefSeq, a predicted model, not a curated record